This is a messenger RNA of Thelazia callipaeda (thelaziosis nematode), 4818 nucleotides long. NCBI's taxonomy places the organism in Eukaryota, Metazoa, Nematoda, Chromadorea, Rhabditida, Thelaziidae. The record is from the annotation of a GenBank genome assembly.
AUGCCCGCGCGAAAAAAUGCGGAUCAGACUCCUGCUGAAAAGUCGAGUGAACUAAAACAUUUGCAGGACAGCUUAACAAGAUUUUUUACGCCGGCAAAUCGAAGGCGUUCUAGAGUUGCACAGUCAUCAUUCUCUUUGGAAAGGCUUCAACCAGGAACAUCAUCGUCUCGGUUUUUUUCAAGCAAAAAUAGCUCAAAAAAGGAUUUGAAUAAAGACAAAGUCGGGCACUCAAAACCACUGACGAGGCUUUCAGUGAAAGAUUUGAAAAAAAAUGGUGUCCCUCCGGAAAUCAAAAGAUCAGUGCCUAGCAAAACAACCCAUCACCUUUCUAUUAUAUCAGUUGAUACAAAAGUUGGUGAAUUGCAGUCUUCUGUUUCGCAGCAACCUUCUACAAGUUCUUCGUUAAAAUCAGUUAUUAUGAGUAAAUUGACAAGCAUUUAUGCUUCAUUCACGAAAUCUUCAGCUCAGUCAACACCAUCGCCAAAUCGUCGCACUGAUGCACUUUUGGAUGCAUUGUCUCCUUAUUUUAGUGCAGCUUCUGAAAAAAGACGAAUUUUCUCCAAGGGACAGUAUGUACAUCUCUCUGGUGGCCGGACUAAAACAAAAAGUGGUGAUGGCAUCAUUAUUCGUGAGGAAACUACGUUAGCUUCAAGCUGUGUGUGUCAACCUCAUAGUAGUACAACCGAUCAUACUCAAGAUGAAUUCUCCGUAGAUAUCACUGGGUGUCGACGAGAUUCAUGUCGUUCGAGAAAGCGAUUAGCAGUGCUUAGUAAUGAACCACUUACAUCAGAUCGACAUUCAUCAUUAACGGUGAGGUGUUCGUCACGAAAUUCGUCAUUAAUUAGCACGUCAGUGCAGCCAUCAUCAUCAAAAUUGAAAAGCUUGCUCUCAAAAAAACUCGUAUCACAGCGCAGACUGCGAACAGCUUCAAUUAUUCGGAAAGCUAAGUCGCAUAAAACACGAUUGAAAUCACUGAAGCAUUCAUCUUCUCGUCUACAGUCAAGGAAAUUUUUGAUAUCUCUUCGUCAGCCUAAUUUAAAAGAAUUAAAUAUGACUAGAAGAGAGAUUUCGCUUGAAGAUCCAGUAAUAAUAACAGAUGAAGAUCGCGAAUUAUUUAGUCUUGCUCGCAAAUUAGCUCAUCAGGAUUUUGAUGUUCACUCCAAAAAUCUCACUUCAUCCCAGCCAAACAGUACAUGUGAAGAAACUUUGCAACAUCCAAAAGCAAUACGAAUCGGCGCUUUCGAAAUUGAAGCAUGGUAUUCAGCACCAUAUCCCGCAGAAUAUGCUCAUUUGUCAAUCUUAUAUAUAUGCGAGUUUUGUAUGAAAUACAUGAGAAGUUCGGAAAUCAAACAAAGGCAUUCGGAGCGAUGUUUGCUUCGGCAUCCUCCUGGUAACGAAAUUUAUCGAAAAGAUGACGUUUCUGUAUUUGAGGUCGAUGGUCACCAUUCAAAAAUGUACUGUCAAAAUAUUUGUCUCUUGGCGAAGCUGUUUUUGGAUCACAAGACAUUGUAUUAUGAUGUAGAACCAUUCUUAUUCUACGUGGUUACCAAGAACAAUAACAGCGGAUUUCACUUCGUUGGGUAUUUUUCCAAAGAGAAGUACAACUCAAGGAAACAUAAUUUAUCAUGCAUUAUGAUUUUACCAUCUUAUCAGAAACAAGGUUUCGGACGAUUUUUAAUUGAUUUUAGUUUCUUAUUAAGUCGAAAGGAAGGGUUGAAUGGAACACCUGAGAAGCCUCUAUCUGAUCUCGGUCGUUGUGCAUAUAAAAGUUAUUGGCGAUCAGCUAUUUGUGAGUAUCUGUACCUAACAACUUCAAAGGACAAGACAAAACGUUUGACUCUAAAAGGUAUUGCACGUGGGACAGGUAUAUCUGUUUACGAUGUCAUCGAAACAUUGCAGUCAUUGAAUAUGCUUCAGAUAAUCAAUUCUGAAAUAAGACUUGUUUUGAACCUAUCUUUGUUAAAAAAUCAAUGGACAAAAUCAAGAAAUGAUGCAAAACGUAUUUGGUUAGAUGAAACGAAGUUAUUGUGGUCUCCAGUUAUGCAUUCGCCUUCAUUUGAAUGCAACGAUAGACCAGCACAUGCAUUCCGUUCCCCUUUUAGUAGUCCGAUUCGAAAAACAGUGCAGCAUGAUCGUACCUUUUUAUUGCAAAAAAAAACGAUUCGUAGCAUACAAAAGUAUGCAACCGGUAAAAAUUUGUUUCAUGCAAACAUUUCUGACACACGCAAGGCAACGUUAAAAAAACGUCAAUCUGAAAUCAGUACAGUGAACGACGAAAAAAAAGCACUAGUCAGCAUUGAAACUACAUGUCGAGGCGAGCAACAGAAUAAGUUACUUUGGGGGAAAACAAGUGGUGAUGACGAUUCUGAGGGUGAUAUAGCAUCAAAAAAAGGAGCGAGAAAAAAUAUACGAAUUGCUCAGGCAAAUGAAAAGAAAAUGCCGAAGAAAAGUUCUGCUUAUCAUCGUUCUCGAAAAAGUGGGACCAAAAGAGUUGUGGAGCUUGAACACCUUUCGUACUCAUCAUCUUCUGAGAGUGAUUUAUCUAAUCCAAAUGACAUCAAGAAUUAUAAGCGAAAAACUAAAAAAGUGUACUAUAAGCCUAAACAUAGAAGUGUUCUAUCUCGAUCACUUUUAAAACAAAGCAAAGAAAAAAGUAUUGGAAAAAUCGAAUCAAUUGAACUAAAUAACGUCAGUGAACACGAUAUGUGUACUAAAGCUGAAAUCUCGUCCAAAAAAAUAAAUCCAGAUUACCAUCAACCACAUCUUCACUCGUCAUCAUUAAGCGACUCAAGUGGUUCAGAGAAGUCAUCUGAUGCUUCAUGUUUAGUUUCGAAGCAAUGCAAAGCUGAUAGUGGUAUAAAAUCUGGAGCACCCAGCAACGAAAAGCCACCGGAGUUGCUAAAAGACUCAUCGAUCUCUCAGAAACUAGAUGUAAAUCAUGAAUCAGGAAAUGAAGCACUACAUAACUGUGCUUUGACUUCUACUGAUCGUCAUGCAUUAGGAAACAAUGAAAAACGUUUGGAACUUACUUUUGAUAACGAGGACGAGUUGCCACCAACUCUUGAGGCAGAUGGUGUUGCAAAGAUGAACAUUGAUCAGAAUGAAAAUACAUUUGAUGAUAAAGAGAAGCCGAUGAAGGAAUGUGAAAGUCCAGAUAGAUCACAUGGCUCCAGAAGUAGUUUUGCUAGUGGGAUGCCGCUUCUUCGUUUAAGCGUUGCAGGCAAUGAAAGUACAUAUGAUGGUGAAGACGAAGAUAUCCCACCUAGACUAUCUCCGAAUUUUUCUGUGCUUGAAACGUGCGAAGCUAAUAGUCCGAAAGAGCAUGAAACAAUACCUAUCCUCUCUGAAACAGUAUCCAAUAAGUCUGCUCCUGAUCUACUUUUGACCUCUUCACCUUCGAAAUCUCGUGACACAGCUGUCUGUAUAGCAAAUAAUUUGAAGUCAAGGAUCGCAUCUGUCACAAACAACAUUUGUGAAAUGGUUAACCUUGGUGGUGAUGCAGGAAGUGAAGGGGAAAGUGAGGCUGAACAAAAGGAAUCAAUUGGUGGGCAUGUAAGCCACAGGAAAAGUGGAAAAUCCGAAGUUCUGCCUCUGAGAGCUGAGGUGUCAGCACUAGAUAGACCUCCAAAAGCGCCAGCUAUGUUUCUGGUUCCAAAUGAAGAACAUUUGGAUGAAAAAAGCGGGUCAGUCGAAAAAAGUAGUUCAGCAGAAACAGCUGAUCAAACAAUAUUCCAAAGCAAUAGCUGCCGACAGUCAACUGUAAUUCUCAAUCAGUCACCGAUUUUGCCUCCAAGUUCAAUUCAUUCAGAUAUCUCUUCUCAGAGCUUUGUAUCUCCACCAUGCUCUUUACAAAAACGCAACGCGUCGGAUGCAUCCAGCCGUACUCCUCUUUCGCAGGUGGAGGCUAGUCCUGGAGAAAUAUUUAUUGGUUCUGCCGAAAGAAAUACCGUUCGCUCUAAUCCCUCAACACCUCAUCAUUUGUCGGCGCAAGCGCAUUCGAAUAUUUUGUUUUCUUCUGCAACAUCAGAAAUGUGUCUACCUAUGAUUGAAGAAACACCAACUAUGACGAGCAAUACAAAAAGCUUAAGGAAAUCCUCAGCGUCAACAAGUCUACCAUCGGUUACAACACAACAACAUUCUCAUCGUCGUAACUCCAAAAAAGAUCAAAGUCGUUCAUCAAAAAACACGAUGACUAGUCAAAGAACAUCGAUGUUCAUGCCUCCAACACCUCUUCCACCCUAUGUACUAGCGGCGCCAAAUGCAGGACAAUCGUUCAUGGGUUCAUCCCAGGUUACUCACUCGCAAACAGGACCUUAUUAUGCAAGCAAUUAUGCCAGUCCUCGACAUCACGCAUACUUUGAUCCACAAUUUCAUUCAAAUGCAUUGUCAACAGCAGCUGCUUCUGCAGCUUAUCCGUCAUCAGCUGUCAAUUAUCCAUCUCACCUAAGUGGUAUAAGCAAAGCACAUCCUAUUGGGGCUGCAGCCGUUCAAAGUGGCUUUCCUUAUUCUUAUCCUCGUGGCAUGCAUCAGGGUAGCGCCAAUGGGGGAUUAUCAAACUCAGCUGGAGCCAUUGGUCCUGUGACUCCGCAUCAAAUGAUUGGUGUUCAAUGUUCGGAAUUGCAGAGUAGUGCUCAAGCUGGCGCAGCGGCUUCUUGGAGAUAUCCUACUCCGUCAGCUGCUUUUUCGGGUAAUUUUAUUGAUGCUUUUGGUGGUGGUAUGCCUCCGACAGCUAGUGGUAGCCAAUUUUCAUUACCUAAUCAGCUUUAUUAUCAACAUGGGUAUCAUCCAUAUCUAAUGCCGAUGAUGCGGAAUGACUAG